Ixodes scapularis (black-legged tick) is the source of this 1852-nucleotide messenger RNA. RefSeq lists its product as uncharacterized. NCBI's taxonomy places the organism in Eukaryota, Metazoa, Arthropoda, Arachnida, Ixodida, Ixodidae. Gene Ontology annotation, molecular function: nucleic acid binding. The record is from RefSeq and is a predicted model, not a curated record.
GCGAUCCUAUGCCAAGUCUCGAAACUCAACAUGGGAGAGAGAUCAUACAAAUACAUCAAAGAUUUUCUCACGGACAGAACUGCCGAGCUCAGAGCGGGGGAUCUCCAAGCGCAAGAGAAGAAGCUGGGAAGCACAGGCACACCUCAAGGAUCAGUCAUCUCGCCGAUGCUUUUCAACCUGGUGAUGAUAGGAGUGGCCGAAAGGCUCGGAAACAUCAAGGAAGUUCGACACACGAUAUACGCGGACGACAUAACGCUGUGGGUGGAAGGGGGCAGCGAUGCCCACAUCGAAUCCACUCUACAGGCGGCUGUCGACGCGAUCGAAGACCACCUUGACGGAACGGGGCUCAGGUGCUCGCCGAGCAAGUCGGAGCUCCUUGUAUACCCGCCCGUCAAGCACCGCAAACCCAAGAGCAGCCCGAGAAACUACGAGGCAAUCAAAGUGAAGAGCAGAGAAGGAAACGAGAUCCCAAGAGUCACCAAGAUCAGAAUCUUAGGAAUGACGAUCGAGACGCACGGCAGAAACGGUGACACUGUCACCCGGCUCAUAGCGAAAGCGGCAAACGCCACGAGACUACUCAAGCGAGUCACGACCAAGAAAAGUGGAAUGAGGGAAGAGAGCCUGAUCAGACUCAUCCACUCGUUUGUCAUAUGCCACGUAGCGUACGUGGCGGCCUACCACAAGUGGAAGAAGAGCGAGAGAAACAAGAUAAAUAUACUCAUCCGUAGGGCCUUCAAGACGGCAAUGGGACUGUUCGAAACAACGAGCACCAACCGCCUCCUGCAGCUGGGGGUGCACAAUACGCUAGAGGAGAUAGCGGAAGCCCAACGCAACGCUCAACUCGAAAGACUAUCUACGACCAAGGCCGGCCGGAAAAUCCUGGACAACCUGGGAGUUGGCUACCAAGGCAGGGAGCGGACGCAGCUCCCCAUCCCCGAUGAGAUCAGGAACAACAUCAGAGUGGACUCUAUACCGAGGAACAUGCACCCGGAGUAUAACAAAGGGAGGAGAGCGGCGAGAGCCAGGGCCCUGAUAGAUCAGCACGCGGCCGACGGACACGCACGCUACGUGGACGCGGCUGAAUACGCCAAGCUACACGGUUUCACGACAGUUGUCGUCGACGCGACCGGCACCGUUCGCACGACCGCCAGCACGAGAUGCACCAAGGCAGAACAAGCGGAGGAGGUAGCCAUCGCCCUGGCCAUCGCCGACCGCGACUGCCACACGGUGCUGUGUGACUCGAGGCAGGCGGUGAGGAAUUAUGCCAAAAGCAUGAUAUCGAAGGAAGCGGUGCGCAUACUGCAGUCAACCAAGAACGACGGCGGCAGCAAACAAGUGAGAAUCAAAUGGUUCCCCGCGCACGCGGGCGAGGAUCGAAACGCCAACCACAACGAGACAGCACAUGCCGAGGCGCUAACGGACCGCGCCUCGACCGACUGGCCGCUGUGGUUCAGCACCAAGGACCGAAUGACCGACGAGAUAACCAAGGCUUUCCGCCUAGCUCGCAGAACUCUCCCACCACCUUGCUCGGGGCUCAGUCGAGAACAAGCCGUUUUAUUUAGACAGCUGCAGACGGGCUCACUCCCCGUGCUGAUGCAUAGAAUGGAUCCGCACCCGACAGACAAGUGCAGAGUCUGCCGAAGGGCCGGCUUCGCACAUAUGCUGUGGGAUUGUAUCAAGUACCCGGAAGAAUCAAAGUCUGGGAGCAUCCCGCUGCGACUUGAAGCAGCCGCAGGGAGCGAUAAUCAAGAACAACAACUCUGGGCCGUCCAGCAGGUCAUCGGGGCGCUGGCCCGGCAGGGACCCAGCGCCCAGAAGACGAUGUAGGCCCCGUCCGGAGCGCGCGCGCAAG